AUGCCUCCCAACCUUGCUCCAACCAUCAUCAAGCAUGGACAGAAACGCAAUUAUGUCGAGUUGAAAGCAUUGAUGGAAAAAAUCAAUGCUACGCAGCUCGUCGAUAUGGUUGUUUCGAAUAUCGAUACUAUAGAUGGUUACACGCUUUGGCAUUUUGCUUUACUCGGCUUAGCUCAUUCUGACCAAUGCGCUAAAAAACGUUUCCAACUAGUCAUGGCCGUUCUUCAGCAUAUGAAUGUGGUGGAGCUUUCAACGAAGCAAAUGUUUGAUAUUAUAGCGCGCCUGUUAACUGAUUUGCCAUCGUUGAAGCCAGAGCAAAUGGUGGAGAUUUGUGAACUAUGCAUUGAAUCUAUUCGUGGUGGAGAUCCAAAGUGCUUGAGCUGGAAACAUUUACUACCGCAAGCUAUCCUUCAAUUGUGUAGCAACGCAGGAAGGUUAAACGCCAACGGGCUGCUUCUGACUGGGACAGAAUAUCGACAGAAGUUGCUGGAGGAAAUAUUCAAAAUGAAACUGCAACCGGCUAUCCUUACACCGUUAUGUGGCAUGUUUCGGGACCUGAUACUUUCUCGUGAUGAAACGAGCAUUUUUGUCACGAAAAUAUCAGACAGCUUGAAACAUACUGAGCCAUUGGAAUUACCUCCGUUGGUAUGCCAGUUGUUUCAUGUUUGCCUGAAACACUCGAGUCUGCUUGUAGUGCCUUUGAUGGCUCUACAAAAAUACUUCCACAAGAAUUACUACAAAAAACUAUUGUCGAGUGAGAAUAGCGAUACUACAGACUUCGACAGCAUUGAUCGUUAUUCCGAUAGCGAAAUGCGUGAAGCGGAAGAAACAAUCCUUUACCAUCUGUCGAAUGUGACUGAGUUUCGCGUUGAUGAAUCGCAAACGGUAGCCAUGUUUAAACCUUUCCAGAAUAACCCAGAAGUAUUGCUUACUCCUUUUUUUGUUGCUGCACUGCUCGCGAUGAGCAGGAUCAACCGGCAACCGGACACAACCGAUGUCGUAUCGUCUCCAAUAAUGGCCUUCCUGAUAAAGCUGAUAGCAAUCAGCGAGAAGGAGCGUGAAAUGUGCACUCAAUCCGCUUGGUGUCAAGGACGCAUUGAAACGUAUACCGUUGCACGGAUAGAGCAAUUGUUUAGCGUUCUAACGGAUAACAGUCAGGAGGGAAAAGAAGUCGUAACACCGGGUCUUAUCCAUUUGGCAUUUGCCUUAUUAUUGACGAAAAAGCAGACUAAACUGCAUGGCAUUGCAAUCAACUUCUUCCAGCUAUUCAUUAAGAAACGUUUCAUUUUCGGCAAUGGCAUAAUAGCGAAGAUAAAAAAGUAUCUGUUUGCAGAUCUGGAGGAAACUCAGUUCCAUACUUGUCUCACGACGCUCAGUCUAACAAACACGCUUACUGUUUCCGAGUGCACCAACACGAUUCAAUUCAUCAUGGACUACCUGCUGUUGAUAAACGGAACAUAUGCAAUGCAGUUCAUAGCAUUUAUAUUCCCUUUGUUGCGCAUUUCGCAUUCCAUUCGUGAUCGCUACAUCGAGGUUCUCCGGAAAGCGAUGUACCAUGGCGAAACUUCAACUCGUCUAAUGGGUGUGUUUGGAUUUUGCUCGCUUUUGAAGCAGUUAAAGAAUAAUAAUUCUCGCCGCUCAGUAAUGGGAAGUGCCGGCGGGAACUAUACACAAUUAAGUAUUUCGGGAAUGUCGUUGCUAUCACAAGCCGCUUACGGAUCGCCGAACAACCCUAACAUACAUUUCGAUAUGUUAACGCUAGAAAUCAUGGGCAUACUUCGAAAAUGCUUCACACAGACGGUUGAGGUACGUGAAAUGCUCUAUGAAGCUCUGCGACGGGCGGCUGAAUUCAACACGCAACUGCUACCGCACGUGCUGCAAUUUAUCGAUUGGCACUUUGAAAGCUUCUUCGGUGAAAACCCGGAAGAAUCGUUCCGAAUUGAAUUCGACAAAAGCGUUCGUUACAAGGGCGAAUACGACGAGGACGAACCGUCGGAUGAACAGCGUCCGAUAGUAGUAUAUGACAAUGUAGGUCGUCUGACGGCAUUCAUGGUGCACUGUGUGGUACUUUGUGAUCAACAUCAUGUGCCACAUGAUACCAACGCUGUUAAAAAAUCGCUUCAGCUAAUUGUUGAAAGAAUUGACAAUUUGGGGACGAAUGAUAUGGGUAUAACCGAUCCUAUGGAUGGAAAAAGUCGCAUAAUUGCCAUGCAAUACCUAAAUAUCCUCGAAGCUGCUAUGGGAUAUUGUGCAUGGAAAACGCAACAGGAUAACAUUUUGCUGAGAGACUUUGUCCGUCUUUUCAAACAUCAUCAAGUUUGUCUUGAGAAAUUUAAGAAAAUGGAACCGAAGAAAAGUAACAAAAAGGUUUCGGACUACUCAAAUACCAAUUCAACAAUGGUUGGAUCAGGGAAGGCAGUAAUUUCAUUUAAACCGGAAAACAUAUGGGACUUGGCCACUGUUGAGAGAAUUCUUCGAAUAUCACUCGACUCAAUCACUAGUUACGCGAAGGAGGAAAAUCUGAAGAUCUUUCGCGGUAAUCGUGAUUUACAGGAAUAUGUGCUGAAGAUAGCUAGCCAAAAAUUGGAAGGAUUACGAACAAUGCCCGACUACUGGCAAGUGACCCACAGCAAACGCAUGUUUAACCAUUUGUGCGAGUGUACAAAACUAGUGUACGAUCGAUGUGUAAAGAAAACUACCGAACUAGUUGGGAACGGUGGUCUAAAUGUAGCACAUGCCGCCGUAGAUUGUUUGAAACAGGGACUCACAUCUGCCAUCGAACUAUAUGAACGAAAGUUUAACGAUUUUCUUCAGUUGAUUUGCUGCACUAUUGGAACUACCUUCAAGAAAGAUCUUCUGAUACAACUGCAAACGAUCGUGGAUGAAUAUUUCAAGGAUGGAGCUGAACCGGAACCGGUCGGUGAAAAGAUCGUCGUUGGACUUCUACAGUGCCUUGAGUUGUUGUACAAGUCGCAUUCCAUGGCACAAGAACAUCUAAGACAGGGUUACGAAUGGUUACAAAAUUUUUGCAUCAACACGAAGCUUAAGAUGAAAUCGUUUGCUAUUGCACAUCGUAUAUUGUUUGAUCUACGCAUCCGUACUCAAACGGGGGCCUACUUCGAUUCGGUAGCAAUGCGGCUAGAACUGAAAUUUGGACAAAUAGUUGCGGAGGAGACAAAUCCGCUAUUUUACUUUAAAUCGAUCACUUCGGCGACGGCUGAGCCAACGUUUCAUUACCUGUGUGCAAUUUUUCGACAGCAGAUUGAAGAAAUCGAGCAUCUUAUCUUACGUACGAACAGUUUGAUGAUACGGUUGAAAAUGUUCGGAUUGGAUGAUACGGAUGAGACAUCUCAGUUGUUAAAGUCUAUCGAACGGUCAAUUUGCUCGCAGCUGGUUCAUAUCUUGGGGUCGUUAACGCACCUGUGUAAUGCUAAUCUUCCGCUUGGAUCAAUAAUGGAUGCCCUUAUAAAGCUGCUGCUUUCGUUGUAUGGAUGUCUUACAAACUUGACUAAACACUUUUUGGCCCGACAUGCGAUCGUUCCGAUCUUGUACGAUGUGACAAAGUUUAAUUUGGUGGUUAAAUCUUCCAAACCUCUCGCAUCGAAGAUAUAUGACCUUAUACCUUUCAUUGAAGAAAACAUCAUUGGACAGGACGAAGACGAAGAACCUCCCAGCUCAGCCAAGGCUAAGUCUAACCGCGAUAAGGUGCUUCGACAGACUAAACUGAUUCCCAAACUAGUGUUUCGCAUUGAAACGUACAACAAAAUCGUAAUGCAGCUCAGUAAGAAAACGAAAAAGGAUCUUACGUACCUGUUGCAUAUGGGAACGGUACGCGAUUUUCGCAUAAAAACGUCAGCGUUGGUUGAAGCCAUUCAAAAAACGGUGACCGAUGGGACAUUGUGCGGAGAGGAGAUUGAAGAGAACGAAGAUGUAGAGCCACAGUUAGACCCGCCCAAUGAUGAUGAUAGCGAUGAAGGUAAUAUAAAUCCUACUGCAUGCUCCAAUCGUUCGGAAGUGAUCGGUAGCGUAAAGAAAACGAAAGGUAUUAAGUCCGCGACAAGUGCGGAAGCCCAGGCACUGCAAAAUCUGGCUAGAUUAAAUGAACGCACAAGGAAAGCUGCUAAGAAACGAGCAUUGGAAAAUGUUAAUGAUGAUGAGGGAGAAGCUACGACAGCAAGCAAAAAAUCAAAAUCAACUAAAAAGAAAAUCGCUUCGAAAAUUAAUAAGCGUGUGCUAGAGGAGGUUAAUAGAGAAGACAAUGUAGCUCCAGUAGUAUCUACAGCAACCGAAGGACGAGCAGUGACACGUGCUCGCACGCUUGGCAUGCCAUUGCGAACCACUAGAGCCAAUGGGAGGUCAUAA
Anopheles nili is the source of this 4362-nucleotide messenger RNA. RefSeq names its product Fanconi anemia group I protein (gene FANCI). Lineage: Eukaryota; Metazoa; Arthropoda; Insecta; Diptera; Culicidae. The transcript is spliced from 12 exons. The coding region runs from base 1 to 4362 and encodes 1453 amino acids. Gene Ontology annotation, molecular function: DNA polymerase binding. Gene Ontology annotation, biological process: DNA repair. The record is from RefSeq and is a predicted model, not a curated record.